This is a messenger RNA of Trichoplax adhaerens, 1023 nucleotides long. RefSeq lists its product as uncharacterized. The transcript is spliced from 14 exons. Gene Ontology annotation, molecular function: ATP binding; calmodulin binding; calcium/calmodulin-dependent protein kinase activity. Gene Ontology annotation, biological process: protein phosphorylation. Bases 1 to 1023 code for a protein of 340 amino acids. The record is from RefSeq and is a predicted model, not a curated record. NCBI's taxonomy places the organism in Eukaryota, Metazoa, Placozoa, Uniplacotomia, Trichoplacea, Trichoplacidae.
AUGCCGCUCUUUGGUCGUAAGAAAAAUGAUGAGAAGGUGCAUAGCAAAUACAGCUUCAAAGACGUACUUGGAACGGGAGCAUUUUCCGAAGUCGUUUUGGCGGAAAAUAAACAAACAAAGGAAAAAUUCGCGAUAAAAUGUAUCGAUAAACGUGCGGUGAAGGGUAAAGAAAAGUCUCUGGAAAAUGAAAUUGCUAUUUUGCAAAAAGUUGAGCACCCAAAUAUUGUGAAGUUGAUCGAACUCUAUGACAGCAAAACUCAUCUUUAUUUGAUUAUGGAACUGGUAACUGGUGGGGAGCUAUUUGAUAGAAUUGUACAAAAGGGAAGUUAUACUGAACGAGACGCUUCCGUUUUGAUAAAGCAAGUUUUAGAGGCUGUCGGUUAUCUUCAUGAUAUUGGUAUUGUUCAUAGAGACCUGAAGCCGGAGAAUUUGCUAUAUUAUAGUCCAGCUGACGAUUCAAAGAUUAUGAUCAGCGACUUUGGUCUAUCUCACAUGGAUGAUGGUACAGCAAUGGCAACUGCAUGCGGAACACCAGGAUACGUUGCUCCCGAAGUUCUGGCACAAGAACCUUACGGAAAGGAAGUUGACUGUUGGUCAAUUGGCGUUAUUUCAUACAUCUUAUUGUGCGGGUACCCGCCAUUUUAUGAUGAAGAUGAUACGGAAUUAUUCGCUCAGAUUAUGAGAGCUGCAUACGAAUUCGAUUCUCCUUACUGGGACGACAUUUCAGAUUCAGCGAAAGACUUCAUCAACGGAUUGAUGUGUAAAAUUGUAAAGAGAAGAGUCUCUUGUUUGCAAGCCCUUCGUCACCCUUGGAUAUCUGGAGGAGAAGCGCUGACUAAAAAUAUUCACGAAUCUGUUAGCAAUCAGAUGAAGAAAAAUUUCGCAAAAAAAAAGUGGAAGCAAGCUUAUAAUGCGGCUGUGGUUAUUCGACGUCUCAAGCAGCUCGGGAUAAUUGCUGCAUCUCCUGGUAUUAAAUCAUCUUCAAAUGCAAGUAAUGGCCAGACUAAACAACGAAGAAGUUAG